AUGUUGAAAUCAUCGUCAUCUUCUUUACUGAAACAUGCUGUGACUAGGAGAAGCUUGGCCUCCAUCAACACCGGUGCCGUAGUUUCGAGCACUCCUACUAGUCACCCACUUCGUCGUUUCAUUGUGAGAACAACUUUGGCAAUUUCCCUGUUCUACGCCGGUGGUUUGGCGUUGGCUGAAUACAAUGAUAGUUUUAAUGACAUUUUCGUCGAGAAUAUCCCAUUUGCAGAAACAUUGGUUGACUCGUUUGAGUCCUACCGUGAUGCCACUAUGUUAUCCAGCCCUCUCACUUUAGAGGAGCUAAGAGCAAAGUUUGGUGGCAUGCUUGGUGGUAAAGUCACCUCUAUCCCCAACCAAGGUGUUAAUGCCCAGGACGCUAACAAAGAAGAUUUGAAGGCCUCUAUCCCCACUAAGAUCGAUGCAAGAUCCCCUUUAACAUCCACUAGUACAGCAAGAAAUGAUGCUGCCCUUGUGAACUUAAGUCCUAUAAACGUCGUUACCGGUUCACAUACGCCCACGAAAUUUGCUGAACUAGUUAAGGGAAUUAACGACGCUAUCAGAGCCAUAAAUGAGCAAAAAAUUGAAGUUGCUGAAGAACAGCUGAGCGUUAUAAUCGAAGCUCACCAAGCAUUGACGACAUCCGUUGUUAACUUUAACAAAGAUAUCGAAUCCGUGGUCGAACAAGGAAUCUCUGAAAGAACCGCUCAAUUGGUCAGUGACCUCACAAAUAAGUACGAAACGAGAUUGAAGGAAGAUGAAGCAAACUUGACCAGCAAAUUCACUGAAGAAUUACAGGACUAUAGAAAAGGGUUGGAAGAACGUAGUGCCAAACAGCUUGCAGAAGAUUUGAAGGCUAAUGAACAAACUUUGCUUGCAAAGCACGCAAACGAAGUUGCCCUUCUAUCAAUCACUCAAGUCGAGGAGUUCAAUAAAAUUCUAAAAGAAAAAUUAGACACCGAAAGAGACGGUAGAUUAGCUCAUUUGAAAGAUCUUGAUUCUGGCGUUGGUAGACUACUAGAAUCAGUUGACAAUUUGAACCAUAUCCUGAUGAAGAAGGAGGCUGUGACCCAAUUAACGUUGACCAUAGAAGAAUUAAAGACUAAACUUCAAUCAUCAAACUCCCAUGCACUAAACAUCGAAUCACAAUUGAAAAAGCUAAAAUCAUUAUCUGAUAUUCUUCCCGGUAAACCAAAACCAUGUUGCAAGUCUAAGAACAAAUCACCGGCACUAAUCGAUGUGGCCAUCUCGGAACUAGAUAGUCUGACUUCCAAACAAGAAAUCCUCACAAAUGAACAGCUCUACAACAGAUGGAAUCUUCUUGGUGAUGAUUUUAAGACGGCAUCAUUGUUGCCACCAAACGCUGGUAUUCUAGGUCACACAUUCGCCAAGAUGUUCUCAUUCCUACUUUUCACUAAAGAAGGUUCUUCUCCAAAAAACCAGGACCUCGACAGUGUCUUUGCAAGGGUCAACGAGAACCUAAGGUUAUCCAAGCUCGAUAAAGCCGUCGAAGAAGUUGUCGCUCUCCAGGGGUGGCCAUACGUUCUAUGCCAGGAGUGGAUCAACGACGCUAGAAGAAAGCUAGAAGUUGAGUCCCUAGUGGAUGUUCUAGAUUGCGAGUUGAGAACUCUGUAG
Molecule: messenger RNA, 1632 nt
Organism: Torulaspora delbrueckii
Lineage: Eukaryota; Fungi; Ascomycota; Saccharomycetes; Saccharomycetales; Saccharomycetaceae
Gene: MIC60
Product: Mic60p
Exons: 1
Coding region: 1-1632 (543 amino acids)
Biological process (GO): cristae formation
Cellular component (GO): MICOS complex
Source: RefSeq, a predicted model, not a curated record